Messenger RNA from Strongylocentrotus purpuratus (purple sea urchin), 1274 nucleotides. Its product is annotated as C-type lectin domain family 10 member A-like. Lineage: Eukaryota; Metazoa; Echinodermata; Echinoidea; Camarodonta; Strongylocentrotidae. The transcript has 6 exons. Bases 108 to 1274 code for a protein of 388 amino acids. The record is from RefSeq and is a predicted model, not a curated record.
AAGGUAGCUGUGGUCAAGCCAGUGAUAUAUGGGUAACUCCGACGUGUGAGGGAGCUGUGCAGAAAGUAGACGAUGCAGUAGUUCAAUUGGUACCGAAGAGACGGAUCAUGUCCCCGACGACGAUCGGUUGCGCUCGGCCGUCGAUUGUUCUGUGUCGAAUUCCCGAUUGCCUCGCUGGGCUUUGUUCCCAUGGUGACUGCACGGAGACUUUAACAGGCUAUUCAUGCCGCUGUCAGAAUGAUUGGACUGGGAAUCUCUGUGAUAUUGAAGCGGAUAUGACAUUGUCAGACAACACAGAUCUCUCAAGCACUCCAGAGUCGCCUACGACCCCAGCCGAUCGGGAGAAGGAGAACUCAAGGCAGGUCUCAUCGACAGCUGAAGCAGGUAGUGGACAAGGAGGAGACAGUUCUGCUACUGUAAGUCCAGACGCCGCGUCCGAACCGAGCCAGAUCACCUCUAUACCCGAAGCAACCGUUGACCAAGUAGAAGGAGCUUCCUCAACAAAGGGUCCAGAAGAAGACCCUGAUACAAACACUGCAAGAACGGAGUCUGUCGGACAGGCGGACCCAGCUGAGACUACAACCUCUCAAAUGGUAAGCUCACAAGAAAAACCUGAAGUCUCUCAGACGUCAUCAUCAGACUCGCAAGAAACACCUGAAGUCUCUCAGACGUCAUCAUCAGACUCACCUUCUACCAGCGGUUUGAACGCGAUGACUCCAACUACAUCGCUCCAGACCGAGUCUUGUUCACCAAGUCCGGUUUCAUAUUGCCCCGACGAUUGGAUCACGCAACAAGGAGAGAUUAAUAAAUGCUACAAACUCAUCGGGAUGGAAUCAAACUGGCAAGCUUCGCGCCAGGCGUGUUGCGAGCUGUCCGCGACAAUGCUCGUCAUCGAUUCCCUCAUCGAAAAUGAGUUCAUCGAAGAUACCUUUGGAUCCUCGGGCGAAGUCGACACUUGGUUGGGAUGCCACAACGUCGAUGGCGACAAUGAUCGGUGGUCGUGCAUGAAGUCGACAUCUACGUGGGUGCGCAAUGAGGAUCAGUCAGGAUAUUGGCGAUGGGAAACGGAAUGGCCCGAUGAAACUGCCUCUGGUUCCCGCUGUGCCUUCAUCGAACUCUCAAAGGACUCGCUUUGGAAGGACACUGAUUGCAACGAGUCAUACCGUACGAUAUGUCAGAUGAUCCUCUUACAAGACCAAUCAUCCACGGAGGAAGCAGUAGGAGUAGAAGAAGAAGGAGGAGACGAAGAAGAAGAAGAAGAAGGAAAACGUUGA